Danaus plexippus (monarch butterfly) is the source of this 1316-nucleotide messenger RNA. Its product is annotated as mpv17-like protein 2. NCBI's taxonomy places the organism in Eukaryota, Metazoa, Arthropoda, Insecta, Lepidoptera, Nymphalidae. The transcript has 4 exons. Gene Ontology annotation, cellular component: membrane; cytoplasm. Bases 308 to 901 code for a protein of 197 amino acids. The record is from RefSeq and is a predicted model, not a curated record.
CUAAUAAAAAUCUUAGAAGUAAUAAAAUGUGAAACAUUCAAAGAAAAUGUAAAACGUUAAUUAUUCAUGGCAAAGAAAGUAAUUUAAUUUAAUACCUUAUCGGUAGCAGACAAAAACACGAUGUCUGAAGGAUAUCUAUUUUUAAUUGAAAAUUAAAUAUCUAUUACACGUGUUAGGCAGUUCCUGGCACUACGUCAAAUACAAAACAUUACUAACUAUUUUAAAAUAGUUUUCAUUUAUACCAAACACGUCGUCGUUAUAUAAGUGUUCUUGAAUUUUUAAAACGCUUUUUAAAAAUUUUGCAGAAAUGUCGGUUUUAAGUAAAAAUAUUAAAUUAGUGUUUAAUAAAUAUCCUCUGCUUCGAGGAAUGGCAUCUUAUGGCGUGAUUUGGCCAAUUUCUAGUUUUAUCCAACAAACAUUUGAAGGAAAAUCUUUUGAUUCAAAUAAUAAAUAUGACUGGAUGAGGUGUGCUCGAUAUGGUUUAUAUGGCUCAUGUUAUGUGGCUCCUACUAUAUACAGCUGGUUCACUAUAGCUAAUAUUAUGUGGCCAGGAAGUGCAUUUAAGAUUGCCAUUAUCAAGACAUUUUUCGAAACAAUCACCUAUACUCCAUUUGCAAUGUGCAGUUUUUAUUUUGGGAUGAGUCUUUUGGAGUCCAAACCUCUCCAUGAAGCUAUUGCAGAAGUACAAAACAAGUUUUGGCCUACCUAUCGGGUGGGAGCAUCUGUGUGGCCAGUAGUGGCUAUGGUAAAUUUUUACCUUAUACCUCCAAAAAACAGGGUACCAUUUAUCAGUGUUUGUAGUCUUAUAUGGACAUGUUUUCUUGCUUAUAUGAAGCAUAUGGAAAAAGAAAAGUUAAUUUUACAUAUUGAUAAUAGAUCUGUUAAGUUAAUGAAUAUAUGAAUCUUUAUUAAUCAUUAGUAAAAUAUAUAUAGAUAGAUAUAUAAAAUAUAAUAUGGAUACAUGUUAGUAAAUAUUUUACCAAUAUAUUUACACAAUAUUUUUUACAAACUCCUGUGAUUUAGUGUAUUACAUCUAAAAGAUAUGAAAUAUCUUUUAAGUACAAUUAUUUACAUUUGUUAUUUAUUAUAUUAGCACAAUUCUUAAAAUGAUUCCUACUAUGUUAGUAAAUAGUUUUUAAACUUGUGAUUUUAUAUGGGUUAGUACCUGAAUGAAAAAUAGAAAAUGUUUUGUUGAAAAGUAUCAGUAUUUAAUAAAGCGCACUAUUUCUAAAUUUGAUAUGCUUUGGUAAAUAAUAGGUAAUAUUUUAUGUUAUUUUAAUUUAUUUAGUGUAAGAAAAUAAACAGAGUAUUAUUUU